AUGGACGUGUCAAAUAAUCUGGACACCAUUCGCCUUAGGGACCUCUUUGACUCAAUGGGCCUAGUGCAACAUACGAAACUACCAUCCCAUGAAAAAGGUCACAUUCUUGAUCUCAUUAUCACACGUCAGUGCGAUAACAUCGUUGCUACAGAGCCAUGGCCAGUAAGAUAUUUUUCAGAUCAUGCAGCCGUAAUGUGUGAGUUUACAAUUGCUAGACCGGUGCAGAAGAUUAAGCAUGCUGAGUAUCGAAAGCUAAAGUCAAUUGACAUGCAACAGUUUGUUGAGGAUAUUCGCAAAUCCGAUUUGUACACGUACCCUCCAUCUGACCUUGACACUCUAACUGAUUGUUAUAAUAGCACUUUAUCAUCUUUGCUGGAUAAACAUGCGCCGGUGCUGUCACGUCAUGUUGCUACUCGUGGAAGUCCACCCUGGUUUAAUGACGUCAUCAUGCAAGCAAGGCGAUAUAGGAGAAAAGCUGAAAGGCGAUGGAGGGCUAGUAGGCUGGCUUCCUGA
Dendronephthya gigantea is the source of this 513-nucleotide messenger RNA. RefSeq lists its product as uncharacterized. NCBI's taxonomy places the organism in Eukaryota, Metazoa, Cnidaria, Anthozoa, Malacalcyonacea, Nephtheidae. The coding region runs from base 1 to 513 and encodes 170 amino acids. The record is from RefSeq and is a predicted model, not a curated record. The transcript has a single exon.